CGCGCGCAACUACCUGCAUUAACUGGGUUGCCGACUAGGCGCCACUCUGCCCCGCUAUAUAAGCGCACCGAUCGAGCUCGGUCCUCUUCGUCCAGCUCCAGAGCAGCAGGGUUACCACUAGCUACUUGACUCUACCAGUGAGCUCUCUGCUUGGCCCGACAUGGGGAGGGCGCCGAGGGGUGUGUGGAACAUGGCGCUUCUGGGGCUGGCCGUCGCGGUGGUUCUCGCGGUGGCCGCCGAGGCGCGGUCCUUGGAGAAGCAGAGCUUGUGCGGUGGCGGGUGUGGGCUUGGUGGCGGUGGAGGGUACGGCGGCGGCGGCGGUGUUGGGCUUGGCGGUGGCCUUGGGCACGGUGGAGGGCUUGGGUUUGGAGGAGGGAAAGGUGGUGGGUUCGGCGGGGGUGCAGGUGGUGGAGGCGGCCUCGGUGGUGGGGGUGGUUUAGGGGGUGGCUCCGGUGGAGGCGGAGGGCUUGGGGGUGGUUAUGGCGGCGGUGCCGGUGGAGGAGUUGGUGGUGGCUCCGGGGGAGGCGGAGGGCUUGGUGGUGGUUCCGGGGGAGGUGGUGGACUUGGUGGAGGAGGAGGAGCUGGGGCUGGUGGUGGCUACGGUGGAGGAGCCGGUGGAGGCACUGGCGGCGGCUACGGUGGAGGCGCUGGUGCUGGAGGUGGUGCCGGAGGCGGCUACGGUGGAGGCGCCGGUGCUGGAGGUGGUGCCGGAGGCGGCUACGGUGGAGGUGCCGGUACAGGUGGCGGCUAUGGUGGAGGAGCUGGUGGAGGCAGCGGCGGUGGAUAUGGCGGAGGUGCAGGCUCAGGAGGCGGCGCCGGCGCCGGCGGCGGCUACGGUGGAGGCGCUGGCGGUGGUGCCGGUGGUGGCUACGGUGGAGGUGCUGGCGGUGGCGCAGGUGGAGGCUACGGUGGCGGUGCUGGCACUGGUGGUGGCUUUGGCUCUGGCGGCGGUGGAGGCUAUGGCGGUGGUGCCGGGGGUGGCAUCGGCGGCCGUGUCUGAUUCAGCCUCUGACAUGCAUGGCGAGCGCAUGCAAGUGUUCUUCUACGCACACCCUUGACGGUCAGGUGUGGAGUCAAGCAUGUCCUCGCUGCUAUAGGCCUAUACCGAUCACACUCUCCGCGUGACAACCGUAAUAAACAGAAAAAUAACGUUACGAUAUAUAUGUUUAGUCGAUGGUAAUUGUACAACGGUUUAUACGGUAUAUAUACACUACACACUGUUAGCGGCAAGGUCAACGGACCACAUCGCAUUUGUACUGUCCUGUACUGUAUUUCGUCGGAAUAAACAAAUUAUCAUGAGCUAGCA
This is a messenger RNA of Panicum hallii, 1306 nucleotides long. Its product is annotated as glycine-rich cell wall structural protein-like. The transcript has a single exon. Bases 161 to 1000 code for a protein of 279 amino acids. NCBI's taxonomy places the organism in Eukaryota, Viridiplantae, Streptophyta, Magnoliopsida, Poales, Poaceae. The record is from RefSeq and is a predicted model, not a curated record.